CUCCGAGUCUGGGGUGGCGACACCUCACCAGCGAGGCUGCAAUGGGCUCAGGAGGAACCUGUGAUAAGACGGCCAGCAGUUAAGGCAGCUGCUUUGAGGUCGGGAGGCCGGGAGGCCACAGGAAGUGAGUCGGUGCAGCGCUGAUGCGCCCUGGCCCUGGGACCGGAGCUGCAGGCAGGCGAGGCUGGGGGCAUGUCCGCCGAGGGCAGGGAGCCUCAGGAGCUGGCCCAGGGGCCAGGCGGGCACCCCGGGGCCUCGCGCUCCGGUCGGCGCCCCCCUCGGCCCCCGUCCGCCCCCUGGAGGCUGCCCCCCUGGAGAGCUCGGGCGGCGGCCGCGGUGCUGUGUUACAUCAACCUCCUGAACUACAUGAACUGGUUCAUCGUCGCAGGGAUGCUGCUGGACCUACAGAACUUUUUCCAGAUCAGCGAUGGCUGUGCUGGGUUGCUUCAGACAGUCUUCGUAGGUUGUCUGUUGCUGUCUGCACCUGUGUUUGGCUACCUGGGUGACCGACACAGCCGCAAAGCCACGCUGAGCAUUGGGAUCCUGCUCUGGUCAGGGGCGGGCCUCUCCAGCUCCUUCCUCUCCCCCCAGUACUCCUGGCUCUUUUUCCUGUCCCGGGGAGUCGUGGGCACUGGCUCCGCCAGCUACUCCACCAUCGCGCCCACUGUGCUGGGCGACCUCUUCGUGAGGGAGCAGCGGACCCGGGUGCUGGCCAUCUUCUACAUCUUUAUCCCCGUUGGAAGUGGUCUGGGCUACGUGCUGGGCUCGGCUGUGCUGCAGCUGACGGGGAACUGGCGCUGGGCCUUCCGAGUCAUGCCCUGCCUGGAAGCCGUAGCCUUGAUCCUGCUUAUCUUGCUGGUUCCGGACCCUCCCCGGGGAGCUGCUGAGAAGCAGGAAGACGUGGCCGUGGGGGGCGCGCGGAGCGGCUGGUGUGAGGACGUCAGAUACCUGGGGGGGAAUUGGAGCUUUGUGUGGUCGACCCUUGGGGUGACUGCCAUCGCCUUUGUGACUGGAGCUCUGGGCUUCUGGGCCCCCAAAUUUCUGUUCGAGGCCCGUGUGGUGCAUGGACUGCAGCCUCCCUGCUCCCAGGAGCCGUGCGGCAGCCAGGACAGCCUGAUUUUUGGGGCACUGACAGUCGUGACUGGCAUCAUUGGAGUCGUCCUGGGGGCAGAGGCCUCAAGGAGGUACAAGAAGGUCAACCCUCGGGCCGAGCCCCUCGUCUGUGCCUGCAGCCUCCUCAUCGCGGCCCCCUGCCUCUACCUGGCCCUCACCCUGGCCCCAGCCACGUUCCUGGCCUCCUAUGUGCUCCUGGCCCUCGGGGAGCUGCUUCUGUCCUGCAACUGGGCGCUGGUUGCCGACAUCCUGCUGUCGGUGGUGGUGCCCAGGUGCCGUGGGACAGCAGAGGCCCUGCAGAUCACAGUGGGCCACAUCCUGGGAGACGCCGGCAGCCCUUACCUCACUGGACUGAUAUCCAGCAGCCUGCGCGCCGGGCGCCCAGACUCCUACCUGCAGGCCUUCCUCAGCCUCCAGCAGAGCUUCCUAUGCUGUGCGUUCAUCAUCGCCCUGGGCGGUGGCUGCUUCCUGCUGACUGCGCUGCGUCUGGAGAGUGACCAGGCCCGGGCCCAGGUGCCUGGCACAGGUACCCUGCCACGCACACCUAGCACCUGCACCAGGCUGGGGCCGAGCCCACCGGGGCCAGCCGCGCUGGCCACCCCCAAGCCAGCUGGUUGGGACCCCGGACAGCAAGGACAUGGAGAGCCAAGCCCUGCUUUCUGGCGCAGGCACCGCCACAGAGGACCCCUGAGGACCCCGCCCCCAGCCCCCCUCCCGCCACAGCAUCAGGGCCCUGUCCCCCUCUGGCUGUGGCUCAGGGCCCCCGGCCGAGCUGCACCUGCCAUUUCUUCCCUCCAGCCAGAGAGCUGGCAGGGCCUGUGGCGGGGGAUUGAGCUGUCAGCACCCUCAGCGGGAGGCCUGGGCCCAUGCCUCCGCCCAGUGCGGCAGCCCUGGGUCCGCAGCCCGGUCACCGGUGGGUCCGGAUUAAAGGUGGAUUUCAGGCCUUUUAGGAUCAUGUUCUUUACAGCCUCAAGGUGUCUCUGCUGUGGGGGUCAGAGAGGAAGCCCCGGGCAGGGGUUCAGGGCUGCCGGGCGAGGGUCCUAGGUGUUCCCCACCCUGGACGGCUCACUCGGACCCAGGCCCCCCGCUCUGCAGGUCGGUAGAGCACAGGACACCCCUUUGCCUGAGUUACCCUUGGAACAAAAGGCCAGGGUUUGCCGAUAUGGCUUCGAGCUCCCGGAGGAAGAGCCCCUCACCCCCCACAGACUGGGCUGCCCUGGAGCCACGGUAGGGUGCUGGCCCCCCAGCUCCCCACGGCUCACGCUCUGAUCCCAGCACAGCCCGCGGGGAGGGCUGGCUCUGCGGGGCUGCACUUGCCACUGCGAUCAGAGCAGCUGCACCCAGCAGGCCCUGCAGGAGGCCGACAGCUCGAGGGGGGCAGCUGUAGGGGGGCCAUGUUCUUUGUGCCCUCCUCCCGUGCCCGCUGGGCCCGCCUCCCAGCAGCUGUGGGGGCCAGACUCACGAUCACCUCCUGACCCUCACUUCCUCCCUGCCCGCCUCCCUGCCCUCCUGCCGGAUGGACAAGCCCCGGGAGCUGGACUCCAGCUCCCCCAACGCCUGUCCCCCUCUUCAGCCCUCGGCUAGGGGUGCCCAUCUCCAGGCUGGCCAGCCCCUCCACCCACAAUUUGAUGCUUGCUGCUCAUAAAACAGGCUGCCCCUGAAAUUAUUUUUUAAAAGUCUACAUGGCAAGGGACCUGUACCCUGUUACAGUGUACACCGGGGUCCCCACACCCCAAGCCGUUCUCCUGACCCUCAACUCGUUUCUGACCCCAUGUACCCGGAGAGGGUGUCAGAGUCCACGGGCUAAGGGUUUGGUCCUGCAGGACUGCCCCGCCCCCCCAUCCCCCCAGGGAUCCAGUGCAAGUCCAGGCUGCCGGCUCUACUUCUGACUGAUCGGCUAUGGGUCGGAGGUUCCCAGGAACCCCCCACCCCGUGGGUCCCGCUGGUCUGCUGGGGCCUCCAGAAUCUGGGGAAAUGCUGUGCUCCCUGCAGCACCUGCUUGUUAUAAAAGUCCUCUGAACCCCGUCCUUCCGGGUUUCCUGGUGCCCAGCCCGGCUCCUCAAAUCAUUGGUCCCUGGUGACUGACUGGGCCUCUGGCCCCUGAUGGGUCCCCAGGGGCCAGGGGUGGGACUGGGGGUGCCAGCCUUCUGGUCACGUGGGGGCUGCUCCUGGCUACCACCCCCCCUUAGGUGGGGUCCAAAGGCCAUCUCACUAACAAACAAAAGGCAUCUUUAGGGUUCUCUGGCAUUUAGGAAAUUCCAAAGGUUUUAGGAGCUCUGGCCGGGAAAUAGGAUGAAGACCAAACAUGGAUUCCUUUUAUAGGUCACAGGAUCACCCUUCUUUCCCCCCAAGGAGGCUCCCGUCCGUGUGGGAGCCAGGAUGCCAUGUCCCCACUUAGGGCCCAGCUGUGUUUAAGAGUGGCAUUGAGAGGACACCUGGGUGGCUCAUUGAUUAGGCAUCUGACUUAAGCUCAGGUCAUGAUCUCACGGUUUGUGGGUUCG
Messenger RNA from Suricata suricatta (meerkat), 3614 nucleotides. It is a transcript of the gene SPNS3, whose product is annotated as sphingolipid transporter 3 (putative). Lineage: Eukaryota; Metazoa; Chordata; Mammalia; Carnivora; Herpestidae. The transcript has 12 exons. Gene Ontology annotation, biological process: transmembrane transport. The coding region runs from base 193 to 2157 and encodes 654 amino acids. Gene Ontology annotation, cellular component: membrane. The record is from RefSeq and is a predicted model, not a curated record. Gene Ontology annotation, molecular function: transmembrane transporter activity.